Messenger RNA from Alternaria postmessia, 1203 nucleotides. RefSeq lists its product as uncharacterized. The transcript has 2 exons. NCBI's taxonomy places the organism in Eukaryota, Fungi, Ascomycota, Dothideomycetes, Pleosporales, Pleosporaceae. The record is from RefSeq and is a predicted model, not a curated record. The coding region runs from base 1 to 1203 and encodes 400 amino acids.
AUGGCUUCUCAACAUACUCCCUCCAAGACGCCCUCGCGACGCGUGCUUGGCGAUCUCACCUCCAAAGCCAUCAAUACACCCUCUACCCCAAAGGCCUACGAUCCAGCUGAAGUCGCUCGCGCCCAAAGCCCACUAAAGCAAGUCACGACGCACACUCCAACGAACCCUACCGGCAAGGAAAAUCUCAUGACUCCCCAGACGAAUUCAAAUAGCAAGAAGAGGGGCAUAGAAGAAGUUGAAGGUGUUGAAUCUAUCGAGAGCGUAAAGAUGCUCGCUCGUGCCUGCGACGAGAGUCUUUCCAGCACCGGCACGCGCCUAACCACCGACGCUGUCCAGAAACAUACGGAGAACAAUCCCAUCGGCCUCGCGGACCCAGGAUCACCCACCGAACGCGCCACACCAACACCAUCGCCCGAACCAGAGCCAAUGCAAGCUUCUCAGAAGAGCAACCAGUCAUUUUCUGACCUUCUCAACUAUGAUUUGUGCGCCAGCCAAAAGAGUGAACACGGAGAACGUGUAGCGAUGCCGGCCGCUGCCCCCGCGCCGGCAGUCGCAGAAGGAAAGAGGAGGUCGCGUGCCGAACAAUUGCGAACGCGCCUCAAGUUUGGCCUGUACAAGAUCAAGACGAACCAGGUCACUAAGCGCGACGCGGAUAUCAUCGGGCCUUACGAAGCCCGUGCCUCUUACUCGUCAGACGCGCUCAACGCGUCGAGAUCAACAGCCAUGACGUCUUCCGGCGAGUCUUUGGGCGCUUACCGCGUACCGAACAUUACUGUAUCAUCCCCGCGACGCGAUCAAGGACCUGUUUUUGUGCAAGCAAAUCUGGAUCCCUUCCAUCCUAUAAGUAAACUUGGUCCUGCACCAGUUCAGUUCGCAAUCCCACAAGGCAAUAUGCCAGCAUCAUCACGUAUGAUACCCGGAUACGUCCUUUCCUCCUCACCACCCGGGCCUCAGCUGCCCCAUUCUGUAGCUCCUGAUCAGCUCUCCUCACCCAUCCGAGCCAGGAGUUACUACGAGCCGCCAUCUGAGUCCAGGAUACGAAUAGGUGAACACGACGCGGAUCGCAUCAACCUGCGGGAAGAAGACCCGCAUUAUAGACUCCAAAGACUCAAGCAACAACAGUAUAGCUUGGCUCGCAGUGUCGGCGGUGUAAAGGGUGAUGCGGCGGAAGGCCUGCUACAGCUUAUGCAAGACUCGCGGUAG